GGCUUCAAGACCCAACAUGGCGGCCACCUGGUGCUUGAGAUGGACCUUGAGCAGAGUCGGAGCCCGGCUGCUUCGGCUGCCCGCACGCUGCCCUCGCCGGGCUGUGCACAAACAAGUAGACGGCACCGAGUUCCAGAGCAUCUAUAGUCUGGACAAGCUCUACCCGGAGUCCAAGGGCUCGGACACCGCCUGGAAGAUCCCGGAUGAUGCAAAACAAGCCAGCAAUGACAUCCCUCUAGAUCGCUUGAUGAUAUCUUAUUGUCGGAGUAGUGGUCCUGGUGGACAGAAUGUUAACAAAGUGAAUUCAAAGGCUGAAGUCAGGUUCCAUUUGGCAACCGCCGACUGGAUUGCAGAGCCCGUGCGGCAGAAGAUUGCCCUCAUGCAUAAAAAUAAGAUCAACAAGUCAGGAGAGUUGAUUCUCACCUCUGAAAGCAGCCGCUACCAGUUCCGGAAUCUGGCAGAUUGCUUACAGAAAAUUCGGGACAUGAUUGCUGAGGCCAGUCAGGUGCCCAAGGAGCCAUCCAAAGAAGAUGCUCGGCUAUACAGGCUCAGGAUAGAAAACAUGAAUCGGGAAAGGCUGAGACAGAAGAGAAUAAAUUCUGCUAUAAAGACAAGCAGGAGGGUGGAUAUGGACUGAAAUCACCCUAUGCGGCUGGCAAGGACCACAGUUCAGGGCAUCAUGGUGGAGCCGAAACAUAACACCAUGAGAUUUCUUUUUCAUUUUUAUUUUUGCUGUUUAUGCUUGUCUAUAACAUAGGAACCUUCCCAAAAAUAUUCAUUUGGAAUGAAUGCUGCAGGUCUUCAUAGGUGACCACCAUAUUGUCAAAUCAGAGUUAUCCAUUGAAUGUAUUGUUUUAUGCAGUAAACUUCUAAGCACAAUAGA
Molecule: messenger RNA, 883 nt
Organism: Heterocephalus glaber (naked mole-rat)
Lineage: Eukaryota; Metazoa; Chordata; Mammalia; Rodentia; Bathyergidae
Gene: Mrpl58
Product: mitochondrial ribosomal protein L58
Biological process (GO): mitochondrial translational termination
Cellular component (GO): mitochondrial large ribosomal subunit
Molecular function (GO): translation release factor activity, codon nonspecific; peptidyl-tRNA hydrolase activity
Source: RefSeq, a predicted model, not a curated record